Acipenser ruthenus (sterlet) is the source of this 3266-nucleotide messenger RNA. Its product is annotated as serine/threonine-protein kinase 33-like. The record is from RefSeq and is a predicted model, not a curated record. Lineage: Eukaryota; Metazoa; Chordata; Actinopteri; Acipenseriformes; Acipenseridae. Gene Ontology annotation, biological process: protein phosphorylation. Gene Ontology annotation, molecular function: protein kinase activity; ATP binding. The transcript is spliced from 15 exons. Bases 324 to 1817 code for a protein of 497 amino acids.
GUCCCCCUGCAGAACCCGUUGCACAGCGCUUUCAUUCUCUCCAGUGCGAAAAGUUUUUGAAGUCUGUGAGACUUGGGAGAGAAGCAGUCGGUGAGUAAACAAACGGGAGUUUGGAACUAGUAAAUUAAAUUAAUAAACUGGACAAGUGGACAAAUAUUCAAGGUUUUAUUGUAUUUGCAAUUACCGGUAUUAUUGUUGCUGAAGCCUUUCUUCUGAAGGACCAUUGCAACUCACAUUAAACACAUGAAGAUUUUAAAAGCAGAAGGGAAAAUGUUUUGAUAUGGAAGGAUUUUUGUUUCUUCAGUUCUUUUAAAACAUUACAGAUGCUGAAGGGAGAAGUUUCAGAAGCUGGCAAGAAAAUGGCCUGCCAGUGGAUUCGUUCAAGCAGUGCAGAAAACAAGGUUCCACAUACUAGGAUGGAAGAUGAAGCAGCUAUCCAGCAAAUCUACAUAUUUGGAAAGAAAUUAGGUCAAGGCAGCUUUGGGGUAGUUUACGAGGCCACACAUAAAGAAACUGGAAAGAAAUGGGCAAUUAAAAAAGUGAACAGAGAAAAGGCAGGGAGCUCUGCUGUAAAGUUGCUGGAACGGGAAGUCAGCAUAUUAAAGCGUGUUAACCAAGAGCAUAUAAUACACUUAGAGGAAGUGUUUGAAACACCAAAGAGGAUGUAUCUGGUGACAGAACUAUGUGAGGGCGGAGAACUGAAAGAAAUUCUUCAGAGAAAUAAACGUUUCACAGAGAAUGAGACCAGGCACAUAAUUUGCAGUUUAGCAACAGCUAUUGCAUAUCUACACAAAAAAGACAUUGUACACCGGGACCUAAAACUAGAGAACAUCUUAGUUAAAAGUGAUCAUAGUAAUCAAGGAAACGAGAUGAUCCUUAAUAUCAAGGUGACAGAUUUUGGUUUAGCAGUGCAGAAAGGUGGCGUUGGCAGUGAAAAUAUGCUUCAGGCAACUUGUGGAACACCCAUUUACAUGGCUCCAGAAGUUAUCAAUGCUCAUGACUACAGUCAGCAGUGUGACAUUUGGAGUAUAGGGGUUAUCAUGUACAUGUUAUUAUGUGGCGAGCCCCCCUUUAUGGCAAAUUCUGAAGAAAGACUUUUUGAGCUGAUCAGAAAGGGAGAGCUGCACUUCACUGAUCCAGUCUGGCACACCAUUAGUAAUGCUGCAAAAAAUGUGUUAAAUUGUCUUUUGAAGGUGGAUCCAGCACACCGCAUUACAGCCAAUGAGUUACUUGAUAAUCCUUGGAUCACUGGUGACACAUCCACACCAGCAAGACCUUCAAAUGUGUUGGAGAUGAUGAAGCAGUUUAGAGAUGAUCCAAAUGACACAGAGUGUGGAGAGCUGGAAACUGAUCUGAAUGGCUUAUCACUGAAGUCGCCCGAGGACAAACCCGUUGGGUCUCUGGAGGUGGCAGAGGAGAGGGCAAGCUCAGCGAGCAGCAAUGGCACCUUAGAGCUUGGUCUCGAAGCAGAGACAGACAGCGGUAUCAGCAAACCUUCCACUCCAACUAAACAGAUAAACAAAAAGAAGACUCUUACAAGUUCCUUAUCAAAUGGUUCAGUAAAAAAGAAUGGCUCGACUCUAAAGCCCUGUUGCACUCCUCCUUUAUGUGGCAAAUCCUCCUCAAUAUCAAGCAUAAAGCGAACAGGACAGCAGGAUAAAUCUGAAUCCUGUUCCCAAAACCUUGGACCUUCAGUAAGGCAAUCUUCCUUUUCUGCAAAAGGAGAAGUCCGCAAGUCUCCUAUCCUUCCUAGUAUCAGCUCUGGACAGAAAAGCGUAAAGUCAGCGGCCAAUUCUAAGACCAAAAAAAGUACAUAGGGAAUACAGUGGAAAAACUACUGACAGACAAACUUAAGUGCCAAAGGAGAGGGCCGUACAAAACAAAGCAACAAUGGGGUUCAGGGGAACUACACGGUUUGUCAUUAUGCAGUUUACAGUUGAGAAUAGGAUUGCUUGGACUUCCUUUAUAAUUGAUUCUACAACGCUUAGAGAAAUGUAUAGGACAAUAUUAGAGAAACCCCUGCUGUAAAUAUAUAUAUAUAUAUAUAUAUUGUGUGCUUUUCACUGGAGGAUAUUUUUAAAUCUUUGUGUAAAAAAUGUGUUACAUAAUGUAUUUCUUUUACAGACUAGAGGCAUAUUGGCAGGUCUCUGCUUCAAGUUUUCUCAAAGGUAUUUGCUUAGUUUUCACAUGGGACACACUUGUACCAACUUUUGUGUAACAGGGUCGCUACCAGAAGACAGAGGAACUGCUAUUCUGUAUAGAAGUUCUGGAUACAAUCACAAAAUUAGAUCACAUUGCACUGAGAGACUAAUUUGAAAACAGUUAGGGUGGUUUGAGCACCCUUGCUGUGAUACAUGGGUUCACGUCCACUAUAUUUUGUGUUGUUUUUAAGUGUGCUUAACAUUUUAACAAUUUUACAAAUUGGUAUUUGUCUACAUCACUUUUUAAUUGGUUUUAAAUGUAGAGAUUGCCAAUUCCUGAAGAAUAAGGGAUCUUUAAAACAUAUCCUCAUUCAUUCCAAUGAAAAGUUCAUCUCAUUAAACUAUCCAUCUAUAAAUUAAAAAACACAUCAAAUUUAAAUCUUAGACAUUUCUUGUAAGUUUACAAUACAUAAACCUAUAAGCAGUAUUUAAUCCUUAUUAUUAAGGUAAACAUAACUGCAAAAAGACUAUAAGGGUGUUGUUGUAUUGUAAUGAAGAUAACCUCCUUUGUUUAAGUAUUUUGACAGUGUAUUUAGUAUAGAUACCGGAACAUAUGAGCACAGUUUAGAAAUUACUGCUGACACAAGUACUUUUUAAAAAUACAUAUUUACAAUUUCAUAUAUUGGCUGGAAUUCAAAAUGGCUUUACCUAGGGACAUUUCUGGUACAACUUUCAGAAUGCAGAAGUAUUAAAAAAUGGUAUUUUCUAAUCAAUUUGGUAUUGCUUUAUUAAAAACAAUACAAAAUAAAUAUGACAGCUAAGUUUCCAUGAUAACCCUAUUUGCAAGUGUUUUAUUUUCAAUAUAUCAGCCUGAAAAUGCUGAUCAGUAACAGAUCAUUUCUAAACAUCAUGAGAGAGAAUUUAGUAAUACAGGCAUUGGUGUGAUUUUCUUUAUCUUUUUUUUUUGGUCUUGUUUCUGAAAUAAUCAUUUAAAAAUUAAUGUUGCAUUAAUUUCAUACACAGUAUGCCAUCUUUCAAUGUAUUUUGGGGUGAAAAAACCUGGGAAUAGUGUUUGUAUCAUAAUUGUAUUCUGUUCUGUACCUUAACAUACCUUAAAAUUAAACU